AAUGUGGAGCCUGGAAAAUAAACUGCGAGAAGAGCAAAAUCGAACCAAAUUUUCGGUCCUCAAUGCUGAGAUGAUUCACAAACAUCAAAUGUCACAAGCUGAGAUUGAAAUUCAGCAGUUGUCACGACGAUUGACCAAUGCCCGGUCAGAGUUGGACGAGCAGGCAGAGAAACUCAGUAACCAGUAUCAGAGGUCCAUCAGAACGGAUAAACUCCUGCGGGAUCUGACAAUGGAGAACGCCCAGCUAAUGGAAGCCCUGCAGGUCACAGAGAAGAGACAGAAAGACGCAGAGGAGAAAUACUACAAAAUGGCUGAGAGAUGCCAAGCCUGGCAAGAUGUGACAACCCGCGUUGCCCGAUCAGCCAUAGUUAGGUGACAUAGCAUGCUCUGAAGUCAGUGUUAGAUUUUCCUCUCGUGUAAGAUAAUGAAUACGAGUGAUUAUCAGCAUGUAUUGAUUAUGUGUACCUGUAUAUCUCAAGUCAGUUUAGUUGAAGAUAAUGUUAAUCUCUGUACAAGGUGCAGCAAUCUGUCCAAAUGUUAAGCUGUGGCAUGUGCAUUGACGGUGAUAUUGGAAAAAGUGUUACAUUUAAUUUGAAAUUGAAUAUUGCAUCAGCAUUAUGUGCCUUAUAUAUGUGUUUGUAGUGAGAGAUUGAUCAUAGGAUAUGACAUCUUCCAUGGAACAUAUACAUGCAGAACAAGACAUCUUCCAUGGAACAUAUACAUGCAGAGCAAGACAUCUUCCAUGGAACAUAUACAUGCAGAACAAGACGUCUUCCAUGGAACAUAUACAUGCAGAACAAGACAUCUUCCAUGGAACAUAUACAUGCAGAACAAAACAUCUUCCAUGGAACAUAUACAUGCAGAACAAGACAUCUUCCAUGGAACAUAUACAUGCAGAACAAGACGUCUUCCAUGGAACAUAUACAUGCAGAACAAGACAUCUUCCAUGGAACAUAUACAUGUAGAACAAGACAUCUUCCAUGGAACACACAGAACAAGACCUCUUCCAUGGAAUACAUAGUACAAGACAUCUUCCAUUGGACACUUACACUAGAACGAGACAUCUUCCAUCGGGCACAUAGAACAAGGCCUUUCCCAUGGGACACACAGAGCAGUACAGCCAUGGGGUGAUAAGUGUUUAUCAGUGCAUUAUAUCAUUAUAUACUUGUCCUCAUUCUGUGAUAUUAGGGCGUUAGGGGAUUAUGCAUGUAGUUACAUCAUUAUAAAUACUGGAAUGUUUGUCUAUAUUUAUAGAGACCUGUGUCUAGUACAUUAUGGUCAAUGUUCAAUGAUCAUUACAAUGCUCCAAAAUGAGAAAAAAAAAGUAUAUUUUACGACUCAAAGUUAAAAAAUAAAUUUAUCUUACAUGUGUAUGUUACUAUCAUAAUUUGAAAUGUGCAAUAUAUUUAUUUUUUUAAUGUAAGAAGAUUCCCCAGUGCAUUCCUAUCUCGGUUGUAUUUUUUUUUUUCGAAAUUUUUUGAUGUAAUGUUUAUUUAUUAUAUGUACAGUUACAUUGUUAUUUUUUAAGUGCAGUUAUACAUGAUAACCAGAUAGUGACUGAUAUUUGAAGUAUUCCACUGUAUGUUGUCAGAAAGACACUGUCAUGUUUUGCAAAUUCAUAUCCAGCCUAAAUUUCAUCUGAAAUUGUUUUACGUAAACUAUGUACAAUGUUUGCAAAACUUCAUACAAACAUACAUUUUGUGUAACGUUUGUCAUAAAUGCUGUCACAUACAUACAUAUGCAGACGUUUUUACGACAAAAGAAAAACGAAGUUGAAUGUUUGUGACUGUAACUCCAGUGUCCUUCCUUUCUAUGAUACUUUUUUGCAGCUUCAUUGUUUGGUGACUGUUCUUUUAUCUGUCUCAGAAGUGGCGUGUUAAGUUUUAUGAUAGUCGCCUUACAUUAUUUUACUGUCGCAGUGUACCAUGACCAAUUUAGUGCUUAUUUGUUCAUUUUGGCCUCUCAGGAAUAGACCAUGAUAUUUGUCUGCAAUCUUAAAGAUUCGCUAGUUUUUAUCUUAUCAUUUGCUGUAAGUCCAAGGUUAUUGUCAUAUCUGACCCUAUUAAGCCGUAUGUCCGCAUAAAUGAUAGGAGUACAGUGUAAAUUAGCAAAACCAUCAUCUACGUGGUGAUAAUGAACUAUCUCCACAAUAUACCCAUUAUAUUGUUUUUACAUUUCACAUUUCACCGAAUUAUCUGUUUAGUUUAUUGAUAAUAUUUUUUCACCGUUUCAUAUUAUUUUAAAUAUCUUUAAAUGCAACAAUGUGUUGAAACUGUUUCUUACAGCUGUGUGCCAUUUUCCAUCUUAUAAGCUUACAUUUACUGAUAAUCAUUUUUUCACUGACAGUUUUCUUUAUAUGUAUGAUUAUAUAGUAUUUACCUUGCGGAUGAGUUUGUUUCUG
Molecule: messenger RNA, 2401 nt
Organism: Liolophura sinensis
Lineage: Eukaryota; Metazoa; Mollusca; Polyplacophora; Chitonida; Chitonidae
Product: ninein-like protein
Exons: 3
Coding region: 2-376 (124 amino acids)
Biological process (GO): microtubule anchoring at centrosome
Cellular component (GO): centrosome
Source: RefSeq, a predicted model, not a curated record